UGGUUGCCAGGGAUACGAUACAACGACUCGCCCCUUCGUUUGUCUGUUGUGUUGGAGAAAUAACUUUAAUUUUAUUAAGUGUACGUUUGUUUAUUUAUUUCAUUUUUUUUUUAUCUUAAAAUGAAUGACAUUGGAAGUUUUAAAGUCAGGUGGAUACAGGGCUUUACAAACAAGAAUAUCGAGUUUGUCGACGAUAAAACGGUUUGUUAUGCAUGUGGAAGUCACCUCUGUUUCCUGAACCUGGAGACAAAAACACAAAGUGUGCUUCAAAGUCCUGGAAGAGGCGUUGGAGCUUUGACAGCCAAUGGCAAUAAUGGGAUGUUUGCUUUCUCAGAGGAAAAGCUAUCCCCAGCAAUAUUUGUGUACAUUUUCCCCGAGUUUCAGUUGAAGUGUGAACUAAAAGGAACAGCACAGCUGGACUACACAUCUCUGACAUUAAGUGAUGGUGGUCCUUAUUUGGGUUCUUGUUCCUCUCUACCAGACCACACCAUAACAGUGUGGAACUGGGAAACCACUGAGCCCAUUUGUACACAACCACAGGCCGGGCAAGAUGUCUUUUCUUUGGUGUUCAACCCCCUGAAUUGGCUCCAGCUUUGUGCUUUGGGCAGCACAUCCCUCACUGUCUGGAAUAUUGAAAAGAGUGCCAGCUUUCAUGUCCUGAAACCGAGUGUGAUCGAGCUUCCAGCAACUGAUGGUUCUCUUGUUGAGAGAUUGGUGGCCAGUUUACAUACUGCCAGUGACAAAUUGCCAUAUUUUGGUCCAGAGAUGCCACCAUCAGCCAUCUCAGGGAUCAAAGGAGACAAGGCAGAAACCAUUGUGACCAAACUCUGCACCAAAGCCAGACUAACUCCUACUGCCAUCUGCUGGACAGCCACAUCAGAGAUUUAUGUGGGCUGUGCGGAAGGCUUUCUGCUUCUCGUUGAGCCAGAGAGCCUCUCUGUCUCAGUCCUCUUCAAUCCUACAAGUGCUGAUGCCAUCCCUGAGCUCAGGCGGACCAACUUUCAAGGUUUAACCCCUCACAAGAAUGGUUUGAUUGCUUUAGGAAAGGGAAAUGUGAUGCACUGUCUGCAAAUCAAGCAAACUCAGAUCAACAUCACACAGACGUGGCAAUUAGAAGGGCCUGUCACAGCUGUGAUGAACUCCCCUGACCACGAAACAUUAAUUUUAUCUUCUAAUACAGGGCAAAUCUAUAUGUUGAAUCCAACACACUCAGACAAGAUUGUCAAGGUCCUUGAUGUUCUCAGUGGCAACUUUGUGGCUGCAACUUUGUCGCACACUGACAGGAAAAUUUGUGUGUCAGUGAGGGAUUCUGGAGAGCUGCAGCUGUGGUCCACAGAUGGAGUUUGCCUUGGUUCCCUGUCUCUUCAAACUGAGGUGAGAAGUCUGGCCUGUUGUCCUAUUGCACAGUAUGCAGCUGUUGGAACAGUUUCAGGAAGCGUCCUCUUCAUCGACCUGAACAGGGAGCAGCGGCCUCGCCUGGUGCACCAGGUUCAUCUCUACCAAGCUUCUGUGAAUCACCUAGUUUUUGAUCAAGAGGGACACUACCUUCUCACUGGGUCCACAGAUUCACAUAUCUAUGUACUAGAUGCAAAGCCAUCAAAGAGGUUUUCAGUCAUAGGAUUCACAGUUGUUCCUGGAUCGGUUCUGUCGCUUUCCACUCAGUGCAUCAGAGACUGUGAGCAGGUGAAAGUUCUUGCGCUGUGCACUGGACAGGAGGGCAACAGUCAUGAUGGUAGCCUGCUCAUGGUGCUCUCUCUGCCUGAGAGGGACCUGACAGGUCUAGACUGUGUAGACCGACAUGGUUGCCUGUCUCCUCACAUCGUCAAAGUGUCCAGAUACGAAGUGUCUCAUCCACUUCAGUCCUGUGUCCUGGGAGUCAGCGAGGUCUUUGCUUACUGCCACAAGAAGAAAACUCUUCAGCGAUUUCAGCUCCCUCAGGACACAGACUCCAGUCAGCCGGUGGUCCACCUGAGACCAGAGCAGGAAGUGCGGGGUCAUCCUCUGGGCCCUGCCUCCCUUGUUCUGUCUCCUCACCAGCUGUGGCUUACUUCUGUGGGUCGAGAUGGCCUACUACGCGUCCGAAAAACUCCUUCCAUGGAGCGGUAUAUUGAGCUGCAGUGUCAUUCAUGCCGUGACGGUGGAGUUCGGAGUGUGUCGUUCUCUGCAGACAGCCAGACGCUCCUCACAGCUGGCUUUAACGAUGGGUCCCUUGUGUGUGCCGAUCUCAGGAUUAAAGGUGUAGGUGCUGGUAAGGUGAAUAAAGCCACCCAGAACAGCCAGGCUAUGGAUGAUCUGUUGAAGAACAUAUUCGAUACAGAGAAUUCUGUCCUUAUUGACUGGCCUGAGUGGGGCCAAGGGUCUCCAGCUGCAACUGAAAAAUCAGAGGGAAGUGAGGUCGGCGUUGAAGCAGAGUCUGUGGAUGUGACGGAGCAGGAUGAGAGUUAUAACAGCCUGCUGUCUGCUCCACCUUCACACCCCACCUGGCUGGAAAGCAGGCGAGAGGCGGUUCAAGAAGAAGAAAAUGAGCAAUACUGUGAGACAAAGAAAAACCUGAGAAAAACAGUCAAAGAGUUGCGUGACACUAUUCAAGAGAUGAUGCGUGAAAACGAGAACCUCCCAGAUAUCGAGCGCCUGGAACAACGCGAGUUCAACCUUGAUGUUGAGGAGCAGGGGAGACUGGAGGCCAUGGUGGAGCAGGAAGUUGUUCGGGUGAGAAAUGAGAUUGAGUUGGAGAAUUUAGCCAAAUGUUACCUCCGUGAUGUCCUGAAGAGUGAAUGCUGGGACACUAUGAAGGUCAAAGGCAGGACUGUGAAGGCCUUUCACUCUGAGCAUGAGGUGAAGAAUUACCCACUGAGGGAGCGAACAGAGAAAGAGAUGGAGGACCUUCGCAGGGUUCAGAAUCUGAGGAGGUUAGAAGAGGCUGCUUGCACCCAGAGCAACUUAAAGAAAGGUUCCAGCACAAUCAUCGCAAAGGAGGAAGAGCUGGGGAAGGAAGGCCAUGAGGCGGCGAGUUCUGCUGUGACGGGAAGUUUCUCCACUGACUUAGGAUAUUCAAUUCCCUCCAUCUACAGUCAGUUCAGUCUGCAAACCACAGAACAAAGGAUCAACCAGAUAAUUCUGCUACAGGAUGUAAUUUAUCGCAUCAAGACAGCGUUUAAUGCCGAAUUUGAGGCCGUGCACAGGCAGAAGGUGCAGGAGCUGAACCGUGCGAGGGAGAGGAACAGACACAGCAGAGCGAUCAUGCAGGAGCUGGACAUGAACGAGGAGCUGUGGGAGCCCAGCCUGACCAACAGCGAGCAGCCAGAGAGGCUGCUCACCGUGGAUGACUCUGAGAUAAAAGCAGAAAGAUUCCUCACCCCAGAGCAGAAAAGGGAGGAGGAGAGGAAGAAGUUGGAAGAGCAAAGGCGUUUGGCUGCCAAGGGUGAUAACUUCAUCGAAAGAGCUCUCGAUGACAUGAUGGACGGAGUGCUAGAAGUGAAACGAGAGGACAUCUUGAAAAUGGAAAUACCUCCGCCUGAGUUUGUUUUGACCAAACCUGACAUCCACUGGACUGAGGAGGAGAAGAAAGUCUACAAAGAGUAUGAAAAGAAAUGCAAAGACCUGAGUAUGGAGAAGGAGAAAUACAAAAAGUCACUGGAAUGUGAAAUGAAAAACCUGCAGGCUUCCACUAAGGAAGCAACUCAAAGGUUUGAUGAAACUUUGAGAAAGCUUUUUGAGAAGAAAGUGAAGUGUGAAAUGGCGAUAUAUCAGGAAGAGCUCAAGAUUACGUAUCUAGUGUAUGCAGUUCAGAUAAGAGAGGAGAUGAAAAAUCGAGAGAUGGAGCUCAAGUACAAACUUGAAAAAACGAUGGCAUACAAGCAGGACAAAAUUGGGGAAGAGGUCAAGAGACACGAAGAAGAAGUCGAGUUGUUUCAAGAGAACUAUGACAGCAUUGUAGCUGAAGACAGAGUUUUGGACAAGGAAUUCAGGAAGGAGUUCCUUGAUGUACCGAGCAAUGCGGUCGAUCAGCUCUACAAAUUAUUCAAGCGUAGACCCAGGGUUCAAAAGAUAAGGACCCAGUCCGACAACCCUUUAAAAGAGCAGCGUCUGUGCGGUUCUCUAGCUCCUGAUGCGUUCAGUAACAUGCUGAAGGCGAUGGAGGAACUGGAUGCUCCUCAUAAUAUGCCAGAAGGCUUGAACCCAUCCAUCUGGGAGAAGUUUUGCUUUAUCCGCAAAACAAAAGUAGAGAGUGAGCAUAAGGUAAAAGUGAAAGCUUUGACUCUUGCUGAGAUGCAGGCAUUCCUGCAGCGGAGGAGAGAGGAGGAAAGGACUGCUCAAGAGGAAAUUAAAAAUAUCUCUGAUGAACUUGAGAGUUUGCAUAAGGAGAAGAAUCAUUUCCUGACGGACAUACUGGUCCAGUUCCCACUCAAACAGGGCCAACUGGAAGUGUCGACCACAGACCUGAUUCCUGACUACACUGACUCCGUACUUCUCCACAGGAGUGUGGUGGAGGAUCUGAACAGCAGCAUCAGGACAAUUGGAGAAGAGAAGAUCGCCUCCAUGGUGGAGCGCAAAGACUUCCGUAAAGGCAUCAUCCAGCUGCAGUGGGAGCACAAGAAGUUGGGGAUGAGGGUAGAGGACCUCAACAACAAGGCGAGGGACAUCCAGAUGUUACGACUGUCAGAAGAGCAACAGGAUUUCCUCCACAGGGCAGAUCGAGAAUGCAGCAUGUCCAAGCAGGCUUCCAUACUGAGGAAAAGUAGAGCUUUCCAGGAAAAGAUUCACCUACAGAGUGUGCAGCAACGCAUAAAAAAGAUCGAACAGCUCAACAGGCAGGCGGCGAAGAAAGCAGAGAAGAACGAAAUAGUAGAGCAGCAGUUACCUGAUAUGCAGGUGACUGUGGCAGAGAGGAGACACAUCUAUGAAGCAACAGCUUUAGAGGAAAAUCAGGCGGCUACAACAGAGGAGCGAUACCAGGAAAUCCUCCAGAGGAGAAAGCUGGAGGACGUUGCCAGAGCGCAGGCAGAAGAGCUGGCAGACCUCUGGGCUGAAGUCCAGCGUCUGAGGAUCCGCAGCUUUCCUUCACUUGAUAAACUGAAACACACCUGAGCAAAGCUGUAUUUUUAACAGUUAACAAGGUUUUAUUUACACUUUACUUUACAUGAAAUGUACAACUCAAGCUGUGAACAAAAACAGAGCAGCAGCAUCAAAUAAAACUGAUUAAACUUUUUAUAAACUUAAA
Molecule: messenger RNA, 5221 nt
Organism: Acanthopagrus latus (yellowfin seabream)
Lineage: Eukaryota; Metazoa; Chordata; Actinopteri; Spariformes; Sparidae
Gene: cfap43
Product: cilia and flagella associated protein 43
Exons: 38
Coding region: 121-5088 (1655 amino acids)
Biological process (GO): sperm axoneme assembly; cilium assembly
Cellular component (GO): axoneme
Molecular function (GO): protein binding
Source: RefSeq, a predicted model, not a curated record